AUGAGUUACCUUCUAGACGACAAGAAAAUUCUCCUCAAGGAACUGAUCAUUCAAAAUGAGGACAUAAAGAGAGAAAAUGAAAGCAUCGAACUGGAGAACCGGGCUUUCUUAAAACUGAUUGAAAGUUACGAAGAUGGGACGAAACUGCUGAAGGUUCUUCCCUACCUCCACCACGUGUGUACCAGUCUGUACGCGGUGGAAGAAGAAAUAGACUUCAAUUUAACGCGACAUGAGUUUGCAUACCAGUUGAAUCAGCUGCUCGAUAAGGAGAUAGGGCGUUACAAAAAUGUUUUAAAAAAUAUAUUAACAAAGUCGGUGAUGGAAGGGACCUCUCCUACCACUGGUUUGUGUGGGCAUCCUCCAACAAAGGAGAAACUGGCAAAGAGGCUGUACAGUACUGAUAUAGAUGACAUGAUUUCCGUUUCACGAGGGGCCAAUACAAGAAUAACUUCAAUGCGUGAACAAUCGGAGGGGAAAGACACACCAGGGGGGGCGACGCCGGAGGAGGAGCACGACCAGACAGUGGAACAGCCCCCCACGCCCCCCUGCCAGACAAUCGAGAAAAACAUCUGUCUUCACUGGGAGCGGCAGGAGCCCACGGGGGAGCUUUACUCCAUUCAGUCGUCCGAGGCUCGUGAGGAUAUCCACAGGAGCCACCUGAACCUGCCCGAGAAGCAACAGCUGACGGUGAACGAGAUAGAAAAGCUCAAAGGGAAGAUAAAAAAAAACACCAUCCAUUAUGACAACGCAAAGACAAUGAUCAUCUCCAUGAUCACUCAGUGUAAAAUUCUUCUCUUCGAGCUAGACGAGGAUAUAAAAACCUACAACACAUGGAAAGAGAGAAUGAAAAAUGACACCUACAUAAUGAAACGGAAGCAUUGUUUGAGUGAAUUUUUUAGUGACAUCGUUCAGAAGCAUCGAGACAAAGUCGGAGAAGCCAAAAAAACAAACCACACUCUCCUAAACCUCUACAAGAAAAAGCUUUCCACGAUGAACUAUAUAAUCAGCAUAAACGAGAAUAUCAACAACGUCGAUUUUAGGUACCUCCACGUGCUCAUCCACAAUCAGAAGCUCCACUACGACAGGCUCAUGCGGGAACACGAGGACAUCUACGCCUGCUUAAGAAACCUCCUCAACGAAUUAAGACAGACGCAUAAUAAAAUCGAAGAACACGAGGAGAGGAAAAAAGAAAUGCAGACCAUCAUCGAAAAAAACAACUGCACGCUGAACGAAAUGGACAAAAUGAUAAUCGACCUUACCAACAAGAUUGACACGACAAACAGCGUGUCCAAUAAGUAA
Molecule: messenger RNA, 1299 nt
Organism: Plasmodium inui San Antonio 1
Lineage: Eukaryota; Apicomplexa; Aconoidasida; Haemosporida; Plasmodiidae
Exons: 5
Coding region: 1-1299 (432 amino acids)
Source: RefSeq, a predicted model, not a curated record